AUGUGGGGUUACGUGCCGAGGCUUGUUGGCACGAGCAGAGGCAAGCUGGUUCUGGCGCACCUUGCUCAGCGCAUCGCCAAGGCCAAGGGGUGGGACCGCCCCUGGGCACAAGGCAUAGCGAAUGUCUCAAACGCAGACGCCUCCAUCAAGCACCGGUGGUUGUUGGCGCAGCUGCUGCGCUUCCUGCUGCGCUGGCCCUCCCUGCAAGUGUGCCAUCUCGCCAACACAGCUCGCCACCACGCCCUGGGGGACCACGUCUCGCUGCAGCUCGCCUCCUCCUACUCCGCCCUUCUCUCCCUCCCGGAGACUGAUCCUCCUGCCCAUGCCGCGGAUGCUGCUGCUGCUGCUGCUGCUGAUGGUGGUGUUGCUGCUGGGGGUGGUGCUGAUUCCAGUCCUGGUGCCCAUGCAGCAGCAGCAGCAGCACGAGCACUGAGCGAGCAGCCGCUACUGGAAGGGUUACCACCAAAGGAGCUCGAUGCCAUGCGCUCCUUCUCCCUCUCCCCCGCCUCCUCCCUCCACUCCUCCCUCUGGGCGUGGGACGAAGCGGGUGGACCAGAGCUGUACCUGCCCCGCCCCAUCGCCAGCGUGCACGUGGGGAGAGCAUCGGAAAGGGAAAAAGGGAAGGGUGCAGGGGGAGAGGAGGAGGGUGAGUCGACAGGGUGGCUGGUGCAGGUGCAACGGCAGCGGCUGAGAGUGCCGGAUCUGAAGACUCUGUGGAUGUCCAAACCCGGGGAAUGCCAGCUGGUGACCUCUCUGCCCAGAGGUUGGACCUGCAUGGCCCCACCUACCCCCUCCGAUCCAGCCUUCUCCGCAACAGCAGAGCCUGCUGCUGCUGGUGGUGGUGGUGCUGCUGGCGAUACCGUCACCCGUGAGAACCAACAGAAUGCUCCCCAUCCGCUUCAUCAGUUCCUUCAGCUUCGCCACGUGUCAGCCAUCGCCAGCGUGUGCGAGCAGCUCUACGCUCGCGACCUUCGCCAAACACAACCGUUCGCCGACCUCGUUCACAGCCACACGCGCCUGCAGUCGCAGGCCGCCACGUGGCAGCGGCAGUGCGAGGCGGAGCGCGUGCGCGCCGCGAGCCUGCAGGAGGAGAAGGCGGCGCUGCUGGCGCAGCUCAUGGCGAUUAACGAAUCCACCGCCACUUCGGAGCAGGUGACCUCGCUCCAGCAGCGAGUGGAGCAGCUAUCAGCGGACGUGGCAGCGAGUGGGCGCACGGCAGCGCAGGCCAGUGGCGAGCUCGUGACGGCCGUGGCGGCAGUGGCGGCGCUGAGGGACGAUGCGGGCAUCAAGGCGGAGAGGAUCCGCGCCCUGGAGGAGGAGCUGCGCGCUGCUCAAGAGGCAGUGCAGGAGCUGCGGGGAACAGUGCAGCAGAAGGAGGCAGCUAUCGAGCUGGCGGCAGCAGAGGCAGCGGCGUGCCGGGCGGAGGUGCGCGCAGCGGAGGAGAGAGCAGCGGGCGUGGAGCGCGAGAACCGCAUGCUGGUGGACCGGUGGACGCACCUCAAGCUGCACCAGGCUGACGCCCUCAAUGAGGCCAAUCAACUGUACGAGGAUCUAGUGGAGCGCACGCGAGCCUCCUCCCGCUCCCUGCAGCACCUGGCCGCCCAGCAACCCCUCGGCAUCCUCCAACUCGCCGAACCAGGCGUCUCCCCCCGCCUCGUCUCCACACACGCGCCCUCGCGCGCCCUGCGCUCCCUCCGCUGCCACGACGCCGCGUGCUGUUCGCUCGCCAUGAGCGCUGCGGGCCACCGCGUGAUCACAGGCGGGGAGGAUGGCGCCGUGAAGGUGUGGGAUGCGCACCGAGGGGCGCUGCUGGACACGGCUAGAGGGUGCCUGGGAGCGGUUAUGGACCUCGCCGUGCUGGGAAGUGGGGGUGGUGGGGGAGGGGGAGGGGGAGGGGGAGCGGACGGCAGGAGGCGCAGCAGCGGUGGUGGUGGUGGUGGUGGUGGUGGUGGUGGUGGUGGUGGUGGUGCGGAUUCGGGCCCGAUGCUCCCGCACGGGUUUUCUGCGCUGCUGGCGGCGUCCUCGGACCACAAGCUGUACCUAUGGGAUGCUGCCACGUGGCAGCUGCGGCACACGCUGACAGGGCACACGGACAAGGUAGUAGCAGUGGACGUGGACGAGCAUAGAGGGGGGGGAGGAGGAGGAGGAGGCGGCGGUGGAGGCACAACCGGGGGCGGCGCAGGUGCAACUGGGGGAGGAGGUAUCGGCAGCGGCGGCAUCAGCAGCAGCGCACGGGCUAUCAGCGCGGCCUAUGACCGCAGCAUGAAGCUGUGGGACCUGGAGCGCGGCUUCGCCACAGUCACUCUCCUCUGCCACAGCAACUGCAACUCCCUACGCUUCGCCCCUGGGGGACUCUCCGCGCUCUGCUCUGGCCACGCAGACGGGCACCUGCGCAUGUGGGACGUGCGGUCGGGAAAGCUAGCCAACGAAGUGGCUGCUCACUCCUCCGCCAUCACCUCUCUCUCCCUCUCCUCCUCGGCGGUCUCGGCUCGGCACAGCGGCGGCGGCGCGUCUGCAGCGAGCAUAUAUGACUUGGUGACUUGCGGGCGGGAUAACAUUCUCCGCGUGUUUGACCUGCGGUCUCUGGCAGCCAAGCAGGUGCUGAGGGGUCCGCAUGGGUUCAGAGUGGCGUCUAAUUGGAGCCGUGCGUGUGUGAGUCCGACAGACGAGUACGUGGCAGCCGGCAGCAUGGAUGGGUCGGUGGUUGUGUGGAGCAGACGCACCGCUGCUGUGGAGCGCCACCUGAGGCACCUGGCAUUGGCUUCAGGUGCCGGUUCAGGUGCUGGUUCAGGUGGCUCUGCUGGCUUGGCCUCGGGUGCAGCUGGUGCUGCUGCUGCUGCAGCGCCUAUCUUGACGAGUGUGUGGGGAAGCUGUGGGUUGCCUCUGGUCACUGGGGACAGGGCUGGUGUGGUGACCACGUGGGAAUGA
Molecule: messenger RNA, 2928 nt
Organism: Closterium sp. Yama58-4
Lineage: Eukaryota; Viridiplantae; Streptophyta; Zygnematophyceae; Desmidiales; Closteriaceae
Source: the annotation of a GenBank genome assembly